AUGCAUGACUAUUUUUCAAGCCCAAACCAGCCUUUUAUUGAAGAGCUCCAAGGGGAGACGACGUUGAGCAAUUACACGAGGGAAAUUCGAGUUGACCAUCUGCGGAAAACAGUAGCAGCGCUAACCGUUCUAAUCCGCUGGCUCGUGGGUAGUCAAUGGGGAAUAGCGCGUGUAAUCUUCACUAUCGCAAGGUAUACUUCGUUUCCCGCCCUUGCGUUGACUUUAGUUGAUAUGAUAGGCACAUGUUCAUCGGGCCGGGCCGCGACGGAUGUCCUAUAUCCUGUGUGCAUUGCAAGCACCGAAGUUCUACUCGCGUUCAGAGUAUGGGCUUCCUGGAAUCGGAGUCGUAAGGUUCUCAUUAUCCUGUGCGGAUCCGCUGUAGUGCUACCUGCUGGAAUGGCUGCAGCGUGCGUUUAUCUGGGCUCAGAACUUCCAAACGCAUCAGCUCAGUCAAUGUACCUGGGAGGCAAACUUAACUGUGCGCUUGAUUUGCCGCUACGAGUUGCUGUUGAGUAUGGUUUCUUGAUGGGUUAUGAGCUCAUAUGCUCUGCCGUCAAUAUCGCACAGAUCAUGACCGCAACAGUCCGAGGGAUGCGUAGAAAGUUACGAAAGCCAUGCACCUAG
Molecule: messenger RNA, 624 nt
Organism: Coniophora puteana RWD-64-598 SS2
Lineage: Eukaryota; Fungi; Basidiomycota; Agaricomycetes; Boletales; Coniophoraceae
Exons: 11
Coding region: 1-624 (207 amino acids)
Source: RefSeq, a predicted model, not a curated record